AUGUGUAAGACCAUGCAGAGUAUGGCAGCGGCCACGCUGGUGAAUGAUUUCCCGCAGUUUGGCCCGUUGGGACGUAAGCUACGUAAUGAGGCUGUCGAUAUCAUUGCAAAAGAGACUAUCUUAGAUGAUAAGUCUUUAUUGGCUUUACUCAUGCUCGGCCAGACAGCCAGCUGGCACGACUCCAAAGAUCUAGGAAUCUCGUUCUUCAAUCUACUUCGGAAUCACCUUGAGACCAAGCCCUUGGAGAUCACCAAUUCAGAGCGUGGUAAUAAUCAUCAGUUCUUCCAGGAAGCUUUGGUAUACUGGGAAAUGCUUCUGUCGUUUGUUGCAGAUGACACAGCAGUCCUAUCAGGCAAUGCAGCUGCAGACUCAGGCGGGCCACUGGUCUUGCAGCGGAUACCGCAUCCGUGGACUGGGAUCGCCCGCGAUACCCAAUUCACUGUUCAGGAAGUAGGAAGACUCGUGCGUUGCGAGAGAAAGCGCAUCCGUGCCAGGGUGUUUACCUCGCGUGCUGAUAUCGCCGAGGCCCAGAAGGCUAUUGAGAAAGCGCGAGAGCUAGAAGAACGACUCCUUGAACUGGCACAUCCGGCUGAAGCUGAAAUAGUUAGCCCCGGCGAUGACGAGACUCCGGUGUGGCACCUGUUAACCAUGGCGGAAGUGUACCGAUGUACAGGCCUCAUGCAACUGUAUCGCGUCUUCCCGGAUCUCCUUUACCGUCGUCUAGGCUCGCAGCAACCUUCUUCCCAAUCCUACAAUCAACAGUCAAGUGCAACCCCUCGCGAUCCAUUCCUAUCCGUAGACACUGCCCCCGACCUGAUCAACUCAGCCUGGUUCGAAUCUAUGUAUCUACAACCCGAAAGCAACCCACCAAACGACUCGGAGACUCUCCCAGACACUUAUUACGAUAGCUGGCUAACAGAGUUCGCUCUGACCACUCUAUCUCGCCUAAAAACGAUCCCCAUUGAAUCUCGCACCCGAUGUCUCCAACCCUUCUUGCUCGUGGCCUCCAGCAGCGAGCUCCGUCUACCUCGGUCAGAAGUUUCACUCGAUAUUAGCGGUCCAAAUAUCUCCUCGCAUGCCAUCGAAGUAUCUCGUUCGAGACAAUUUGUCCUCGGACGACUCACUUCGUUCUUGCAUGUGCUUCCCCCGAAACCGAUCGAUGUCUGCUUGCAGAUCGUGAAGGAAGUCUGGAGACGGAUGGACGCAAGGGAAUCAAAUGUGUACUGGAUGGAUGUGAUGAUCGAGAAAGGAUGGGAGACGACAAUGGGCUAA
Molecule: messenger RNA, 1272 nt
Organism: Aspergillus oryzae RIB40
Lineage: Eukaryota; Fungi; Ascomycota; Eurotiomycetes; Eurotiales; Aspergillaceae
Exons: 1
Coding region: 1-1272 (423 amino acids)
Biological process (GO): positive regulation of transcription by RNA polymerase II
Cellular component (GO): nucleus
Molecular function (GO): DNA-binding transcription factor activity; transcription cis-regulatory region binding
Source: RefSeq, a predicted model, not a curated record